AUGGCUCAUGGACAGCAGAAAAUUCAGUCUCAACAGGAAGCCGCCAAGAACAAAAGAAAAAACAGUCACAGUCAGGAGAGUGCAGCAAAAUCAUCCCUAAUCUGUACCUGCAGUAUUUGUAUGACUCGCUUGCCGGAUCCCAAGAUAUUUAAGCAACAAUUACAACAUCCAAAGACACUACUUCCUCCAGAACUAGUAGAGGCUUAG
Messenger RNA from Protopterus annectens (West African lungfish), 207 nucleotides. Its product is annotated as zinc finger protein 706-like. The record is from RefSeq and is a predicted model, not a curated record. The coding region runs from base 1 to 207 and encodes 68 amino acids. NCBI's taxonomy places the organism in Eukaryota, Metazoa, Chordata, Ceratodontiformes, Protopteridae. The transcript has a single exon.